Messenger RNA from Brassica napus (rape), 1180 nucleotides. RefSeq lists its product as uncharacterized. The record is from RefSeq and is a predicted model, not a curated record. Lineage: Eukaryota; Viridiplantae; Streptophyta; Magnoliopsida; Brassicales; Brassicaceae. The coding region runs from base 143 to 994 and encodes 283 amino acids. The transcript has 4 exons.
UUAGAAUAAUACUUUCCUCUUCCAUUUACAAUACUGUAUUCUUUAUGUAUAAAAAUAACUUUCAAAGAAUGAAUUUUAUAAUAUUUGACAUUCAAAACCACAAAGAAUCAAACAAACAGAUCGGUUCAAGAACAAGUUCACCAUGAAGACAAAGUAUGGAGCAGUAGUUGCACCUGUUUUCGCCCUUGCUGGUGCCUAUGUUGCUUGGGAGUACAUAUACCAUCGUUUAUGGAGAAAGAAUAACGAAAACACUGAUAUUCCAGAUAGCAAAAAUAGUAUACGUAAAAGCCUUGUUGAAAAAAGAAGAGAUGAUAAUGUUAAAAACACUAGCAAGGAGGCUUCUUCAAGAAGAAGUGGAAGGGCUCAGAAUACCCUCUCAAGAUCUGUUUCAAUGGGGGCUAUUCGAGGAGGAAAGUUGGCAUUGAAGAGAUUGCUUGAUUUGCACUCAUAUAGUGUUGAUACUUCUUCCCUUGCAAAUGCUGAAAUCGAAUUUGAAUCCUUGCUUUCCAAGGAAAAGCCGGAUUUUGAGUUGCUUCAGAGAGACAUUGUGAAGAUGGAAAUGAGUGGAAAAGAAGCAAAAGGAGUGGAGAUAUUAAAGAGAGCAUUAGAGAAAGCAAGAAAAGAAGAGAGAGGUCAUGAGGCUUAUGAGAUUGAAAUGUUGCUUGUGGAGAUGUUGAUCUACUUGGGAAACAUUGAAGAGGCUUUAAAAUGUAAGUGUUUAGAGGAUGAAGUCAUAACAGAUGCAAGACGUCCUCUUUACCAGGCUAUAAUCCAGUAUCUUAGUGGACAUCCUGAGAAGCAAGUGGAGGAGACAUUCAACAGGUUCAGGGAGAUUCAGAUCGGUCUACAAUGGCCUGGAAGCUCAGAAGAGUGUGAGACUCAUGAAGUCACAUUAGAUGAGUUCAAGAAAGUGCUGGAGUCUCUCAAGCAAGAAAUCCAAGACAGCACGAAAAUAAAUAUUGAAAACUCAACUCCACUGGACAAACAACAUUGACAUAGACAACCAAGAUAAAAUAAUGGAAGAUAUAUAUAUAUAUAUUUCAAUAAUUUCAAGAAAUGAUUAAAAGAUUUGGUACAUUAGAAAUGCAGAUUGUUUAUCAUAUUUUAAGAUUUUGUCAGAAACUUCCACUGAAUCUAGGCGUGCGCAUUUGGAUUCUCGGAUCAGGUUAAGGUCAGUUCA